Molecule: messenger RNA, 3885 nt
Organism: Nasonia vitripennis (jewel wasp)
Lineage: Eukaryota; Metazoa; Arthropoda; Insecta; Hymenoptera; Pteromalidae
Product: prolactin-releasing peptide receptor
Exons: 8
Coding region: 1064-2530 (488 amino acids)
Biological process (GO): neuropeptide signaling pathway
Cellular component (GO): membrane
Molecular function (GO): neuropeptide receptor activity
Source: RefSeq, a predicted model, not a curated record
GCGGAGCGUGCGAUCAGUUACCGAGCGGCUGUCCUCUUCGGUAGAAGCUCGCCAGGCGCGAAGCUCGAGUUUCGAAUGUUUCCGCACUCGUGUAAUGCUAUAGCAGUACCGCAAUCGUUGUUCGUAGUGUUCGAAGCGGGAGCGUUUUGAAAAUGCUGCAGGUGCCGGAUAGCCAAAGUUGUCCAGUUGAUUGUUCUCUCAUGUGCGACAUUUCUUUCAUCAACAGGCCGAGGUUGAUUGUUAUCGUGUACCUGUAGAAUGACCGGGGGGACAUUAACGAGAAAAACGAGACAAACACCCGUGAAUUGCCGCGCCGGAUGCUCGCAACAUUAGCGGAAAUAAAGAGGAGAGAAAGCCGCCGCGACGGAAAUAAAACGAGUUCGAUACAGCAAGCAAGCUGUGGCCCCACCGAAAGCUCGUCAAUCUCGUCAGGCGAAUAAUCAGGCUGUGGAAAAAGAAUAGGGGACAUUAGCUCGGCAGAGUAAAAGCACCCCACGUCGUGCAUAUAGUCGCCGAGGACAGCGUAAUUCCCGGGUGGCGCGCGACUGAAUAACACGGCGCCAGUGGCUAACAAGUGGAGGAGCCCGAGAUUCGGUCAGACGUGAGCCCGGAUGACGAGCCGAGCGCCGCUACGGUAUAAUCAGAGGACGGAGACGACGACGACGCUGGCGGUGGCAGUCACAACGAGGACUACGAAGACGACUAGAUUGCAGAAAAUCACAUAAUCGAUAGCCUUUUCUUCUUCUUCUUCUUCUUCUUCUUCUUCUUCUUCUUCUUCUUCUUCUUCUUCUUCUUCUUCUUCUUCAUGGUCAGGUGCUCGAUGUAGACACGUCGAGCUAACGACUAUUUGCACAAGGUCCCACGCCUUCUCAAUCUCUGUCGCUACCGGUUGCCGGACGGUAAACGAGUGUCUGCUCGUUUUUUCCCUCAGUCCUCGGCCGGACUGACGCACCGCAGACAUGGCUCUCCAUUAGAAGGAUUAUCCCUUUCAUCUUCACUUUUUUCCUUCUCUCCCUCUCUUCUCUAUCUCCUCUGUCUCCUUCUGUUCACACCUCACGCAAAAAUGCAGCUGAGUUCGCACGAGUCAACGGAGAUACCGCACCAGCAGCUGCGCGACGUCAUGCGCAUCCUGAACGGCUACGAGAACGAGACGGAGGACUUCUCGCAGCCCCAGCUGAAAAAGUACUUCGCCGACUCGUACCUGCUUUUCGUCUUCAUCUACUCGCUGCUGAUCGUCUCGAGCACCGUGGCGAAUUUCGCCAUGGUUUUUCACAUAAUCAAGUACGACAUGCACAAGGACCCCACCUGCGCCUUUCUCAUCAACGUCGUCAUCGCCAACGUCAUACACGUCCUCUUCGUGCUGCCGUUUACGUUGGCUGUGCUGCUUAUGCGCAAUUGGAUCUUCGGACAGUUCUUCUGCUACUGCCUGCCGAUUCUACAGGAUAUUCCAAUACACGUAUCGAUGAUGACAUAUCUACUGAUAGCUGGCGACAGAUAUAGGCUGUUAAAUGAUCCAAGGAAGCCUCGAAUUCCAGCGUUUGUCUGUGCGUUGGGUACGUGGUUCUUCGCUGUCUGCAUUGCCUUACCACAUCCGAUUUAUACUACUUACUUAGACCUGCCGAGCUUCGGCGAUACAAAACAAGGCAAGCGUAUUCAUCGGGGACUUCAAAUGUGCAUGAGCAAUUUGGCAGAUGACAUACAAGAAUAUAUACGGAGCCUCUUUAUUGGAACAUACAUAGCGCCCCUGACGAUAACAGCAUACCUCUACGUUAAAUCCGGCCAAGAACUGCAGAGGCAGGAGGGUCCAUUGGCAGUGGCAGUCUUCGAGUCACGGGCCAAGGAUUCCGCCUCCUACUCUAGGCAGGGAAGCAACACUAGCAACGAAAUUGCACUAUCGAUUCACAGAAAACGAGGAAGUGAAAGUGUUGGUACAAGCGCAACGGCUGCGUUUUCAAAUCUGUCAGCAUCCUACGAUCUUGAUGACGCCGAACUGGACGUGCAAAAGGAAAAGCGGACGCAAAAAUAUCUAAUCUUUAUGGUGACCGCUUACGCAGUAUGUUUGUGUCCUCUAAUGGUUUUGAGAUUAGCGAGAUCGGCGUUCCAGGAGACGUACGACAACUCCUCCCACAUCGACAUGACCUUUGUACUGUUCAUCUGGGUGGCCUUUCUGCCCGCCCUCAUAACCCCGUGCCUCUACGCCUCGUGGCAGAUGAGCAGACCAGCGAAGGAGCGUCUGCGCGGCUACUUCCGCUUCUCGAACCGCCGCCACACGAGGGUCUGCGAGGACGGGCACCAGCGCCGAUCCAGUAGCAGAGCUUCCCGACAUCACUCGAAUCUGGCCUCGCCGCUACCGCCGCGAUCCCGGGCCGGCAGCAGCAAUUCCGGCAACGGCAGCGCAGUCCUCGGCGCGGGCAGCUCUGUCAGCGCCUCGCGCUCAGCCAGAUCCAGUGGAGUUCUACCACCCGAGAGCCCAGACCUAUCUGUCGCAAGCUACAGUCCCUACAAAACCAGCAACUUCAUCAUGCCGUAGAAGACGCUACAGGUUGGAGAGCUUAUCGCAACCACCGACGAAGUAUUACCCAGUUUCGAAAGUUUUUUCCGACUGGCAGAGAUGAAUGGGAUAUCCAGGGCUUAAGACGAGCUCCACCGAGCUGCAAGGUCUGGUUUAUAAGUGUAUUUGUCUUGUGAUCGAUGCUUGAACGAAUAACGUAUUUUAUGAUACAUAUAUAAUUGUUGUUUAUCGAUAAGAAGGACGGCUCUGAUCGCGAGAGACUUCACUGGCACUUUUGCAGUCGUUUAGAAAGAUUUACAACUUUUUUCAAGUUUGUAGAAAAAAAUCUUUUUUUACUAGCUCAUUUACGAUUUAGAAGUGAAAGGAUAGCGGUGAAGAAGGUAGUCUCUAAUAUUUUGUAUGAUAAAAAACUGUUUUGUAACAAUAUGAAUAAUUUUUUCUCAAACUGAGCAGGCCUCGUGCAUAAAUUGUACUUAUAGUUUGUAUAAAUUUAUUAUGAAAGAACUUUGAUUAUACUCUUGACCUACUUUAAGCAAAGACGAAUUGCACAUAAGAUAUAAUUUGAUUUUCAAAUAGAUCAAAUAAUUGGUUUUGGUAUACGUAUUAUGAUCUAUUUCUAAUAACAUCAUUAUCGUGCGUUUGCAAAUAAUUCCAUAGAAAAUAAAAAGAUUCUUCGGAGUAAUAUUAACUAUUUUAUACUAAUGAUUGAGUCGUGAACUUUAGUUUGACUUUCAGAAUAACGUCAAGUUGCUUAAUUUGAAACUAACAAGUUAGUAGAGAACUCGGACUCCGGACAAUGAAUCUUGACAAGCUUUGAGGUACAGACUUUUUGUAUUUGUAUUUAAUAGUAAAUCCUGAAACUCGUGAUUUUGUUCAAUAAGCCCUUGUUCUACAGUAGAGCUAUAAUAUUCUUGAGUAGUAUUGCAUAAUGUACAGGAUGUAAACAAAAUAUAAACAAAACUCAUUAAAGAGGCUAAAUAUAUUAAGGGUUUGUUGAACAAAACUAUCGAGUGCUGAAUGAGAAAUCAGUUCCUGGAACAUAGCCUGUUUCUUGCAAGAGUAAAACUCGUUAUAGUAGCAGAGGUUUCUAAAUAACAGUUUAAAAUUUACCUCUCUUACGAAAAUUUCAUUAUUACAGAAAUAAAAAUAUUAUAUAUUACUUAUAAUAUUACUUUUUAACUUUUUCUGAAUGAAUUGUAAAUUUAUUUUGAGUUAAGUAUCAAUUCUUAUUGAAGACUAAACGUUUAUACAACGAUACUUAGAUGUACCUGAAUGUAAAGAGUGUAAUGAAUUUUACUUAAAUGCACAAGCAAAGCUUGAUGCAUAAUAAUAUCAAUCGCAGUAUUUGAAAUAUUUGUGGAAUACACAUUUUU